Anastrepha ludens (Mexican fruit fly) is the source of this 800-nucleotide messenger RNA. RefSeq names its product calmodulin-like protein 4. Bases 202 to 651 code for a protein of 149 amino acids. The record is from RefSeq and is a predicted model, not a curated record. Gene Ontology annotation, cellular component: myosin II complex; cytoplasm. Gene Ontology annotation, molecular function: myosin heavy chain binding; calcium ion binding. The transcript has 4 exons. NCBI's taxonomy places the organism in Eukaryota, Metazoa, Arthropoda, Insecta, Diptera, Tephritidae.
UACCAUUUGAAAUAAAACGUCACGAUUCAGAGAACGUUCGAUAGAAGUGAACAUUUUGUUUUGGUAUAGCAAAUUUAUUUUGUUUUAUUAUUUAUUAAACUAUUAAGCGUUAAAGUUUAAUAGCAAACCACAAAAUUCAAUAACACAUUAUAAUUUAAUCAAUUAAACUGAUUUAGCUACAUCCACGGAAAAGAAUUCAAGAUGGCACGUUACUUCAAAGAGCAGGAUAUUGACGAGUUUCGAGAGUGCUUCUACCUGUUUGCACGAUCUGGACAAAUAAAUUCGCUGGAUGAGUUAACUGUAAUUAUGCGUUCUCUCGGUUUAUCACCUACAAUUCAAGAGCUAAUUGCUUAUUUGAAGAAGAAAGGAGGCAAAAUGAGCUUUGCAGAUUUCCUCGAAAUUAUGCAUCAACAUUCCAAAGUGGAAAAAAUACCUGAUGAAGUUAUUGCUGCGUUCAAAGCAGCAGAUUCCCAAAACACGGGCACCAUUUCGGCAAGACAACUACGAAAUUUACUACAGAAUUGGGGGGAGGGCUUGUCAGUGCGUGAGGUUGACAACAUCUUUCGCGAAGCAAACGUGAACAAUAACAGCAUGGUUCGAUAUGCAGAUUUCAUCAAAAUUGCUUGCGCACCAGUUCCAGACUACUAUUGAAAAUAGUAUUUUUUUACCUCCCACUGAACAAGUGGUAGACGUCAAAGAAGUAUUCAUUAGCAUAUCAAACGUUCAGAUUUUCUUAUUUAUAACCACAAUGUCAAAUUUAUAUCCAAUAAAAUAUACUUUGUUUUUCUAGUUUACUUUGA